This is a messenger RNA of Colossoma macropomum (tambaqui), 1935 nucleotides long. It is a transcript of the gene nptx2a, whose product is annotated as neuronal pentraxin 2a. The record is from RefSeq and is a predicted model, not a curated record. Lineage: Eukaryota; Metazoa; Chordata; Actinopteri; Characiformes; Serrasalmidae. The transcript is spliced from 5 exons. The coding region runs from base 70 to 1398 and encodes 442 amino acids.
UUACGAGCAGCACUGAAAGACGAGUGAUAAAUACGGCGGGUUUGAGCUGAAGCGCUUCUGAGUGUCGCUAUGAUCACUUUGGCUGUUGGACUCCUCUACGUUUACGCGCUGGGCAGCGGCAGGGUGGCGCGCGCCAGCGCUCAGGCGAAGGGCAGCCGCUUCGUGUGCACGGCGGUGCCCCCUGGCGCGGACCUCAGCUGCCCGGUGGAGACCACGAACCGCGUGCAGAGCGCGAGCCCGCAGGAGGACGAGUUCAGGAGCACGAUCAUCCAGCUGCGCGAGACCGUCCUGCAGCAGAAAGAGACCAUCGUGAGCCAGCAGGGCACCAUCAAGGAGCUCAACGCCAAACUCUCCCGCUGCGAGGCCGCCGCUCAGGAUGCGCGCGACAGCAAGGCGCGAGGAGGCGCGCGCAGGAAGGACUACGGGAAAAACACGAUGGGGGACCUCCCGCGCGACCCCACUGAGACCAUCGAGCAGCUGGGGAAGACCAUGCAGAGUCUGAAGGACCGGCUGGAGAACUUGGAGCAGCAGCAGCUGCGUGCCAACAUGUCAGGUGCGGCUUUCCCCAAUGAGUUGCGCGACCUGCUGAAGCGGCGGCUUGGUGACCUAGAGAGCCAGCUCCUGAGGAGAGUGGCUGAGCUGGAGGAGGAGAAGAGCCAGCUUUACAAUGAGACGGCGGCCCACCGCCAGCGUACAGAGAACACCCUCAACUCGCUGCUGGAGAGGAUCACCGAGCUGGAACGAAGUAACAGUGCGUUUAAAUCCCCAGAGGACUUCAAGAUAUCUCUGCCUCUACGCACAAAUUACCUAUACGGCCGCAUCAAGAAGAGUCUACCAGAGAUGUACGCCUUUACCGUGUGCAUGUGGCUCAAGUCUAGCGCUAGUCCUGGCAUUGGAACUCCAUUCUCCUAUGGUGUCCCUGGACAGGCCAAUGAGAUUGUACUGAUAGAAUGGGGAAAUAACCCCAUCGAGCUACUUGUCAAUGACAAGGUAGCUCAGCUGCCUCUGUCUGUGAGCGAUGGCCGAUGGCAUCACAUCUGCAUCACCUGGACAACCAGAGAUGGCUUCUGGGAGGCCUAUCAGGAUGGAGAGAGGCUAGGCACUGGGGAGAACCUGGCCCCAUGGCACCCAAUUAAACCUGGAGGAGUGAUCAUUCUAGGUCAAGAACAGGACAUUGUUGGAGGGAGGUUUGAUGCAACGCAAGCUUUUGUUGGAGAACUGAGCCACUUCAACAUGUGGGAUCGAGUUUUGCGACCGAUAGACAUCUCAGGCAUGGCCAACUGCUCGGCCUACAUGCCUGGCAACGUCGUGCCCUGGAUAGAUGGCAACGUAGAGGUGUUCGGAGGAGCCACAAAAGCAGCCCUGGAGAUUUGUGAGGACCGUCUCUUUGACUCGUAAGAUCAAGUUUGCUCGUUUGGAUCCAUUAUUAUUUUUCUGAGGUAAAACACCUCGUCAUGCUGCUUCUGGACUGUCAUGGAGGGACACGGUAAUGUGAUGAAACAGUAUUCACUGUGCUUACAAGCAUUCUCUCUGGCUGAUUUCUGCUUCUUUCUGCUGUUUUUUGUUAAGGUUUUAAUGUCAGCAAGGUCAAUGAUUGAAGUAAUCGUGAUAUGUGAUGUUUAAAAAAAAACUCAGCUUGCACAUUCAAGGUUAAGAAUACUUGAAUACUCUAGCUUAUCCAAGCUUCGGUCUCUUGUUGAUGUUAGGUAUGCUUUUGUGUUGCACAUGUCCUUCAGAAUCCUGGGUUCAUUCUAAAAACUUUAAGAACAGCGUGGACUGGAUUGUGAAGUCCAAACUGCAUGAAGGUUACAUUUAAUUUAGUUUUGAGUCCAAUAUACUCAUUAAAAGAAACAUUUUAAACACAUUCAUUAAACUGACUGAACCUAAAAUAGGGCUUGAGCACAAAGACUGGGCUGUCUAUAACAUGUGAAUGAA